Molecule: messenger RNA, 6487 nt
Organism: Neomonachus schauinslandi (Hawaiian monk seal)
Lineage: Eukaryota; Metazoa; Chordata; Mammalia; Carnivora; Phocidae
Gene: CYFIP2
Product: cytoplasmic FMR1 interacting protein 2
Exons: 31
Coding region: 99-4061 (1320 amino acids)
Biological process (GO): apoptotic process; cell morphogenesis; regulation of actin filament polymerization
Cellular component (GO): synapse; neuron projection
Molecular function (GO): small GTPase binding
Source: RefSeq, a predicted model, not a curated record
UUUAUUCUCUGGAAGGAGCCUCAACAGGGGGAGGUUGAGAAACCCCUGGAGGCCCCUGACAUCCUUUCCCCUCGGUGCAGAAUCCGGCAACCGUAGCCAUGACCACCCACGUCACCCUGGAGGAUGCCCUGUCCAACGUGGACCUGCUGGAAGAGCUGCCCCUCCCCGACCAGCAGCCAUGCAUCGAGCCGCCGCCAUCGUCCAUCAUGUACCAGGCUAACUUUGACACAAACUUCGAGGACAGGAAUGCAUUUGUCACAGGCAUUGCAAGGUACAUUGAGCAGGCCACGGUCCAUUCCAGCAUGAAUGAAAUGCUGGAGGAAGGGCAUGAGUAUGCGGUCAUGCUGUACACCUGGCGCAGCUGCUCCCGGGCCAUCCCGCAGGUGAAAUGCAAUGAGCAACCCAACCGGGUCGAGAUCUAUGAGAAGACAGUGGAGGUGCUAGAGCCAGAGGUCACCAAGCUCAUGAAGUUCAUGUACUUUCAGCGCAAGGCCAUUGAGCGGUUCUGCAGUGAGGUGAAGCGGCUCUGCCAUGCUGAGCGGAGGAAGGACUUUGUCUCUGAGGCCUACCUUCUGACCCUGGGCAAGUUCAUCAACAUGUUCGCCGUCUUGGAUGAGCUGAAGAAUAUGAAGUGCAGCGUCAAGAACGACCACUCUGCCUAUAAGAGGGCGGCACAGUUCCUGAGGAAGAUGGCGGACCCCCAGUCUAUCCAGGAGUCGCAGAACCUUUCCAUGUUCCUGGCCAACCACAACAGGAUCACCCAGUGUCUCCACCAGCAACUGGAGGUGAUCCCAGGCUAUGAGGAGCUGCUGUCAGACAUUGUCAACAUCUGUGUGGACUACUACGAGAACAAGAUGUAUCUGACCCCCAGCGAGAAGCACAUGCUGCUCAAGGUAAUGGGUUUUGGUCUCUACCUGAUGGAUGGAAAUGUCAGUAACAUUUACAAACUGGAUGCCAAGAAGAGAAUCAACCUCAGCAAAAUUGAUAAGUUCUUUAAGCAGCUGCAAGUGGUGCCCCUUUUCGGCGACAUGCAGAUAGAGCUGGCCAGAUACAUUAAGACCAGUGCUCACUAUGAAGAGAACAAGUCCAAGUGGACAUGUACCCAGAGCAGCAUCAGCCCCCAGUACAACAUCUGCGAGCAGAUGGUUCAGAUCCGGGACGACCACAUCCGCUUCAUCUCCGAACUCGCUCGCUACAGCAACAGUGAGGUGGUGACAGGCUCCGGGCUGGACAGCCAGAAGUCAGACGAGGAAUACCGCGAGCUCUUUGACCUGGCCCUGCGGGGCCUGCAGCUUUUAUCCAAGUGGAGCGCCCACGUCAUGGAGGUGUACUCCUGGAAGCUGGUUCACCCCACUGACAAGUUCUGCAACAAGGACUGCCCUGGCACGGCGGAGGAGUAUGAGAGAGCCACGCGCUACAAUUACACCAGUGAGGAGAAGUUUGCCUUUGUCGAGGUGAUCGCCAUGAUCAAAGGCCUCCAGGUCCUCAUGGGCAGGAUGGAGAGCGUCUUCAACCAGGCCAUCAGGAACACCAUCUACGCGGCCCUGCAGGACUUCGCCCAGGUGACGCUGCGUGAGCCCCUGAGACAGGCCGUGCGGAAGAAGAAGAACGUCCUUAUCAGUGUCCUGCAGGCAAUUCGAAAAACCAUCUGUGACUGGGAGGGGGGCCGAGAGCCCCCCAAUGACCCGUGCUUGAGAGGGGAGAAGGAUCCCAAGGGGGGAUUUGACAUCAAGGUGCCCCGGCGUGCUGUGGGGCCCUCCAGCACACAGCUAUACAUGGUGCGGACCAUGCUGGAAUCACUCAUCGCAGACAAAAGCGGCUCUAAGAAGACACUGAGAAGCAGCCUCGAUGGACCCAUCGUCCUUGCCAUAGAGGACUUCCACAAACAGUCCUUCUUCUUCACUCACCUGCUCAAUAUCAGUGAAGCCCUGCAGCAGUGUUGUGACCUCUCUCAGCUCUGGUUCCGAGAAUUCUUCCUGGAGUUAACCAUGGGCCGGCGAAUCCAGUUCCCAAUUGAGAUGUCCAUGCCCUGGAUUCUAACAGACCAUAUCCUGGAAACCAAAGAACCUUCCAUGAUGGAGUACGUCCUCUACCCCUUGGACCUGUACAAUGACAGCGCCUACUAUGCUCUGACCAAGUUUAAAAAGCAGUUCCUGUACGAUGAGAUUGAAGCCGAGGUGAACCUGUGCUUUGAUCAGUUUGUCUACAAGCUGGCGGACCAGAUCUUUGCCUACUACAAAGCCAUGGCUGGCAGUGUCCUGUUGGAUAAACGUUUUAGGGCCGAAUGUAAGAAUUAUGGAGUCAUCAUUCCGUAUCCACCGUCCAACCGCUACGAAACACUGCUGAAACAGAGACACGUGCAGUUGUUGGGUAGAUCAAUUGACUUGAACAGACUCAUCACCCAGCGCAUCUCGGCCGCCAUGUAUAAAUCCUUGGACCAGGCCAUCAGCCGCUUCGAGAGUGAGGACCUGACUUCCAUUGUGGAGCUGGAGUGGCUGCUGGAGAUCAACCGGCUCACACACCGGCUGCUGUGUAAGCACAUGACCCUGGACAGCUUCGAUGCCAUGUUCCGGGAGGCCAAUCACAACGUGUCCGCCCCCUACGGCCGCAUCACCCUCCAUGUCUUCUGGGAGCUGAACUUCGACUUCCUCCCCAACUAUUGCUACAACGGGUCCACCAACCGUUUUGUUCGAACUGCCAUUCCUUUCACCCAAGAACCGCAAAGAGAUAAGCCCGCCAACGUCCAGCCCUAUUACCUCUAUGGAUCCAAGCCUCUCAACAUUGCCUAUAGCCACAUCUACAGCUCCUACAGGAACUUCGUGGGGCCGCCCCACUUCAAGACCAUCUGCAGACUCCUGGGUUACCAGGGCAUCGCAGUGGUGAUGGAGGAACUGCUGAAGAUCGUCAAGAGCUUGCUCCAAGGAACCAUUCUCCAGUACGUGAAAACACUGAUCGAGGUGAUGCCCAAGAUAUGCCGCUUGCCCCGGCACGAGUAUGGCUCCCCAGGGAUCCUGGAGUUCUUCCACCACCAGCUGAAGGACAUUAUCGAGUACGCAGAGCUCAAGACAGACGUGUUCCAGAGCCUGAGGGAGGUGGGCAAUGCCAUCCUCUUCUGCCUGCUCAUAGAGCAAGCUCUGUCUCAGGAGGAAGUCUGUGAUUUGCUCCAUGCUGCACCCUUCCAAAACAUCCUGCCUAGAGUCUACAUCAAAGAAGGGGAGCGUCUGGAGGUCCGCAUGAAACGUCUGGAAGCCAAGUAUGCCCCGCUCCACCUGGUCCCUCUGAUAGAGCGGCUGGGGACCCCUCAGCAAAUCGCUAUCGCUCGGGAGGGCGACCUGCUGACCAAGGAGCGGUUGUGCUGUGGCCUGUCCAUGUUUGAGGUCAUCCUGACACGCAUUCGGAGCUACCUGCAGGACCCCAUCUGGCGGGGCCCACCACCCACCAAUGGCGUCAUGCAUGUCGACGAGUGCGUGGAGUUCCACCGGCUCUGGAGUGCCAUGCAGUUCGUCUACUGCAUCCCCGUGGGGACCAAUGAGUUCACAGCUGAGCAAUGUUUUGGUGAUGGUCUGAACUGGGCGGGCUGCUCCAUCAUCGUCCUGCUGGGCCAGCAGCGUCGCUUCGACCUGUUUGACUUCUGUUACCACCUGCUGAAAGUCCAGAGGCAGGACGGGAAGGAUGAGGUCAUUAAGAAUGUGCCCCUGAAGAAGAUGGCAGACAGAAUUCGGAAGUACCAGAUCUUGAACAAUGAGGUUUUUGCCAUCCUGAACAAGUACAUGAAGUCCGUGGAGACGGACAGUUCCACUGUAGAGCAAACAAGAACCUCCCCAAACACAUCUACACCUCCCGAGGGCUGGACCUGUGCAUGCUCUCCCAUGACAUCUCCAUGGUGGUUUUUCCAUAGCGUCAAUGAAAAAAAAAAAAAUGAAAAGAAACAGGGCAGUAUGUGCUUUUUCUUUUCUUUUUUCCCCUCAGCCGUGCUAAGAGCCCUAGUUUCACCCCUUCUCCACCUCACAGCCCCACCCCACAUCCAUGGUUGCCUCUCAAGACCUCCUCCCAGAUGGUGACCUCCUACCUAGUGCCCACGUGCCACCCCAGGAGUGAAGUCUCAGAGAAAGAGACAAGAGCAUGGCGUAUCCCGAGAUAACAGCCCAGCCUGACAGGCGUGUUUCCAUUUCCUGGCUUCUUCACCUCCUCUGGCUCCCUCCCCCCCAUUUUCCAGGCGGCAUCUCCUCCUACUCUGGAUGCCGGGGAUUCUACCACCAAUAGUGCUUGUGAACAAGAUGCUGAGAGCCGGGGGAAACAGAAGACAAGGUUCCUGGUACUGGCACCGUGAUAGAUGGUGUUGGCUCUGGCCUUCCCUGGACUCCCCCAAACCACACUCCCCUCUCAGGGCGCUCCUAGAGAGAAAUCAGGAAUGCAUUCACAACCAUGUCUCACUGACUGGAAUUUGGGUAGAAAGAUGGUCAGGCCUGCUGUGCGGAAGCAGUAUUUAUUGACAUAGCCAGGAAUUCCAUAGCCCCGAAAGCUGUGGGACCAUCUCAGCUUGAUGAUGAUGUGGUUCCUUUAUUCAUUCAGCAAAUACUGCUGAAUACUCAUUCAGCAAGGUGCACAGGGCCGAGGACAGUGGGAACACAGCACUGAACAAGUCAGGCACGUACUGCCCACACCAGUAGCCGGUGGCCAAAUUAGGGACCACUUCUCUGCACAGACUCUCUCAUCAAGGAAAACUCCCACGAGAAAGAAAAUGUUAAGGGGUUAUUUCAACAGAAGCCCAAAACAUAUUGGGGUCAGGGGGGUGAGGAAUAUAAAUAGCACUUGUCAAUGAGUUUUUAAUACGUGGAUACACUCCCAGAAAAGGAGUCCUGUUUUAGUGAAUCGGGACUUUCAUUGUUGUAGAAGCUGAAAGAUUCUUAGGAAAUUUAUCUUUUGCUCUCAACAUCCUCAGUGUUCCUUAACCUAGAUUUUGAGUCAUGGAGCAUAUCUCACAGGGGCCUGUCUACCUGCAUUUCUCCAACUGAACCAAAAGUCUUCGCAGAAUCUCCCACCGAGCAUGGGGAGACUGUUUAGAAGGAUGGAAGCCUUUGGGAAUGAAUGUCUCAUUAAAGAGCACCUCUUCUUCAAAGGGAACCUGUGACCCUGAGCUUGUAAGAAAAUGUAAAGUGAGACAUUUGAUAUCUCUCCCCCAAUCCAGGGAAGAAAAGAAAAGAGAGAAAAUAGAAACAACAACAAUGGUCCCCUCCCUCAGGGCGGAUGAAUGCAAAUGGUUACCAUUAAUCAGGUGGCCCGUUUUAAUCCAAUGGAAAGAGAAAAAACAAUCCAUAGCAAGAGGUUUGUGUGAUACACUCUGCUCACCAGGGAGGAGAGAGGUGGGGCUCACCAAGUGUGGUCCAGAGGCCUCCAUCAGGACGUCCUGAAGUUAGCCACAUUUGGUGCAGAUUUCUGGGCCCUCCCCCAAACCAGUUAAGUCUUACCUGACUUAACUGACUUAACCUGACUCUGGGAGUCAGGUAAGGAAAUCUGUACCUUCCACAACCUCUCCGAGCUGUUCUGUUGCACAUGGAAAUCUGAGGACCACUGAGAGGGUCUCUCCAUCGCUAACCUGGGCUCUGAGCUCCCUCUGAGCCAUGAAAGAAAAUAUUUGUAGGGUAGGAAAACAAUUCAGGGUGGAAGCUGGCAGAUCCUGUCUGGAGAUGCCACUUCCUAUUCUGAUUUUUUGUUGUUGUUGUUUAUUCCUCUUGAUGACCAUAGAUGUGUCCCAAAGGCAGAAGGGAGAGGCUACACCACAUGGUAGGACACGCCUUCCAAACCCACGUAAAAAUCUCUAAGCUCCAGAGUCUUCUGAAUCUUCGUCCUCUCUGAGGACGGUGCGUCUUUCAGAUAGGUGACCAGCUAUUAAGUCCUAGAGUUUAUUCCAGAUCCUUGCCCACUGCUUUUGUGGAGAUUUGGAUCAUCCAUUUGAUGGGAUUGCUAUUUCAGCAAGCUGCCCCUCGGUCCUGCCUCUGUAACCCUGAAUUUGACCCCUGGGUGGAAUCCUAUUAUCUUCAAGAGAUUUGACCCUGGUAAAUUGAGGUCUUCACCUUAAGGAGAGACAUUUCAUUUCCCUAGCUCGCUGGCACAUUUAUUUAUGAAUACCAAACAGGUUUAAUAUUCUUUCCUCCCUGGUAUUCCUGCCUCCUUUUGAUUUGAUUUUUUGUGUGUGUCUAAGAACCAGGAAAAAAAAAUCUUAGGUUUUAAAAAGUUUAAAAAAAAAAUUCUGUUCCAGAAACUGUCAAAUGUACCAUAUUUGUAUUAAGAGUUGUUGGGGAUUUUUGUACAAUGAAUUUACAUUUAUUUAUGGUGACUUAUAUUUACGCUUGUGAUCAAAUAAUGAUGUUAAAUUCUUAAAUCAUAUUUGCUAUGCAGCUGAAAAUGAUAUUUUGCUUUGUAUUUUGGGGUACCUGUGUUGAGUUGAUAAACAUUUCCAUCUCCAUUAAAACUGCUUCCAAACUAG